GAUUUGAUUACUCGAACACAAAAUUAUUAGCGAAUUAAUAUAUUGAUUUUCCUCAACUGGGUGACGCUUCCUUCUUUCUUUCACUCUGUAUCCUCUCUCUCAAUCAUUAAUGGGUCAUUUUUAGUUUCUGUUUCUGUUUCGCCUCUUCACUUACUUCUGCAAGCUCAUUUGAUUGGGAACCACCCAAGUUGCUACAAAAGAAGCGUAAUCUGCAUUCAUUUUUGCAGCUUUUUGGUGUUUUGAGUUUUCCCCUUUUGUUGUAACGACAAAAUUUGAACUGGGAAUUUGGAUCCAGAUGUGUUUUAAUGGAAUCGAUCUGAUUUAGAGCAUUGGGUUUUGGAUUUUAGCUUCAUUGGGUUCGGUGUUUGAACUGGGGUUAUUGUGAUCUUGUUGUAUCAGAGAUAAAAGUGGGGAAGAGGAAGAUGAAGUUCAAUUGGAAGCCACCGGUUCCUUUCAAACGCAACCAUGUGCUGAUUUUGAAGCUUGUUCUUCCUAUUCUCUUACUGGGUAUUGCUUUUCGUUUCCUCUUUGCCGGUUCUGGUGACGUUCCGGCAAUUUUAGAAACCCCUUUGACAGAGAGGUUGGCGGCGCCGACGAUUUUGGAAAACCCUUUAAUUGAUAAGAAACAGGUUCCUGCGAUUUUGGAAACUCCUUUGUCUAAGAAGUCUGAGGAUUUGGAGGAACCUGAAACUCCGGAGGAUGAGAAUCAGAAACCACUUGAAGGUCGUAUUGAACUUGGUGCAGGGAAGUGUAAUCUUUUUGUUGGAGAGUGGAUCCCAAAUCCAUCAGGUCCUGUGUACAAUAAUGAGAGUUGCCCCCAUAUUGAAGCCCAUCAAAAUUGUAUGAAGAAUGGGCGGCCAGAUACCGAAUACUUAUACUGGAGAUGGAAGCCACGAGAUUGCGAACUAUCAAAGUUUGAUCCUAAAAAAUUUCUUGAAAGGAUGAGGGACAAAACCUGGGCGUUAAUUGGAGAUUCAAUAUCUCGAAACCAUGUUCAAUCAUUGCUGUGCAUGCUAUCGACGGUGGAACUAGCAGUUCAUAUCUACCAUGAUGAAGGAUACAAGAAUAGAAAAUGGAGGUUUCCAUCAUACAACUUCACUAUUUCAGUGGUUUGGUCACCUUUCCUUGCAGAAGCUGCUAUUUUUGAAGAUUAUAAUGGUGUGUCUACAUCUGAAGUUGAGCUGCAUCUCGACAAACUCGAUAAGAAAUGGACAAGCGAGUUCCAUCAAAUGGACUACGUGAUUAUUUCUAGUGGUAAAUGGUUUGUGAAAUCUGCAAUAUACUAUGAGCAUAACAAAGUGCUGGGCUGCCAUACUUGCCCAAAAAAGAAUUUUACAGAGCUAGGUAUUGAAUUUGCCUAUCGCAGAUCUCUCCGCUCUGCAUUAAACUUUAUUUUAGCAUCCAAACAUAAAGGUAUGAUAUUUAUGAGAACAUCAACCCCUGACCACUUUGAAAAUGGUACGUGGUCUGACGGAGGAACAUGUGAUCGAAGAGCGCCGAUAAAAGAAGGUGAGAUGGAACUGAAAGAACUGACCAAGAUUCUGCGCAUUGUUGAGUUAGAGGAGUUUAAGAAGGCAGAAGUAAAAGCAUCUCAAAACGGGUUGAAUCUUAAGCUUCUUGACCUGACCCAGCUUUCAUUGUUGAGGCCUGAUGGUCAUCCAGGUCCAUACAGAGAGUUCCAACCGUUUGCAAAUGACAAAAAUGCAAAAGUGCAGAAAGAUUGCUUGCAUUGGUGCCUACCUGGCCCAAUUGACGCGUGGAACGACGUAAUUAUGGAGAUGAUGUUAAACGGAUAGGAAACUUCACCACCGACAUCAAGCGAUGAGAUUUUGCUACAAGAAGGUACACUUUGGAUUUCUCUUAUUGUAGGUAAAUACCAUUGAGACCAUCUUCUGUAACAUUGCUUUAGGAGAUUCUUCUCAAUUUGUAUUAAAAACACAGCGAUUUCAUUAAGUUGAUUAGUUACAUAUCUUCCUAGUUCCUAUGCAUCAAAAUAGAGCAUAUUUCUUGUCCUAGUUGAGCAUUAAAAGGGAAUGAUAUCCAUUGUUGUUACUUCUUAUUCUUAUGAUUGAAUCAGAUAAGCAAAUCUCUGUAACUAUAGUUUUGAGUUCUCGUUCGAGUUCAUUGGUUGCAAGAAUGAUUUUGUUCUGUGGUCCUAUCAUGAACAUUGGAAGAAAAGGAAAACUGAAUGGCAUUGAGAAUUAUAUUAUUUCAAA
Molecule: messenger RNA, 2216 nt
Organism: Cucumis sativus (cucumber)
Lineage: Eukaryota; Viridiplantae; Streptophyta; Magnoliopsida; Cucurbitales; Cucurbitaceae
Product: protein trichome birefringence-like 23
Exons: 3
Coding region: 423-1796 (457 amino acids)
Cellular component (GO): Golgi apparatus
Molecular function (GO): O-acetyltransferase activity
Source: RefSeq, a predicted model, not a curated record